UGACUUGACUUUUUCGGGCAACUAAACGCAUAAAUAUAGGGGAGUUAGUAGUGAUUUUUUAAUAGUCAAUCAACUGUUGUUGCUGAGUUUGCUUCGUGUGACUUCAAACAAAGGAAAACCAUCUGAAAUGUCUGGACGCGGAAAGGGAGGAAAAGUGAAGGGAAAGGCGAAGACUCGCUCCAAUCGUGCUGGGCUUCAAUUCCCCGUGGGACGUAUCCAUCGUCUCCUCCGGAAGGGAAAUUACGCAGAAAGAGUCGGUGCUGGAGCUCCAGUUUAUUUGGCUGCCGUCAUGGAAUAUCUGGCUGCUGAAGUUCUUGAGUUGGCCGGCAAUGCUGCCCGUGACAACAAAAAGACCAGAAUCAUUCCUCGUCAUCUUCAAUUGGCCAUCCGCAAUGACGAAGAAUUGAACAAAUUGCUGUCCGGAGUCACAAUUGCCCAAGGCGGUGUUCUACCCAAUAUCCAGGCAGUUCUUCUGCCCAAGAAGACCGAAAAGAAGACAUAAAUUCUGCAAAUCAACUGCUCUCAAG
This is a messenger RNA of Phlebotomus papatasi, 527 nucleotides long. Its product is annotated as histone H2A. Lineage: Eukaryota; Metazoa; Arthropoda; Insecta; Diptera; Psychodidae. Gene Ontology annotation, molecular function: structural constituent of chromatin; DNA binding; protein heterodimerization activity. The transcript has a single exon. The record is from RefSeq and is a predicted model, not a curated record. The coding region runs from base 128 to 502 and encodes 124 amino acids. Gene Ontology annotation, cellular component: nucleosome.